AUGUCUGGCUGCACUUUACUUCUGAUUGUGUUGCUUGUUUCUGCCUUCUUCUCCCUCUUGCAUUACCUAUGGGUCGGAUCGAUCUGGGUCAUCGCUGGGGUAUCGUCACCUUUACUACCCAAUAUAUCUCGGUUCGAGGUCCAUUCCUUACCGAAAGGUCCUGCUCUACCACGCAACUGGGCAGGCAGGCUUGAGAUUCCUGAAGUGGAAGAAGGCAACUCCCUUUUUUUCUGGCUUUUCGAAGCAGAGGAGGCUGAGUACGACGAGAAUCUGAUCCGUCUGACUACCGGGGGUGGCCCUGUUAUUUUUGAAGGCAAUACGACGAAUCUGGUUCGAAACCCUUAUUCGUGGUCGAAGCUGGGACAUGUCCUUUACAUUGAUCAGCCUGCCGGAACAGGCUUUUCCACUGCCAGCAACCCAUACCCGGUCACAACUCAAGACCGGGUAUCCUCUGACUUCUACAAAUGGAUGCAAGGCUUCUUCUCACAUUUCCCGCACCUCAGCUCAAAACGAGUCCACAUGAUGGGGGAAUCAUAUGCCGGCAUAUAUAUUCCAUAUUUCGCGUCAGAGAUCCUCAAGAACCACGAGUCCCUCCCGAUAAACAUUGCGUCUUUAUCCCUUGGGGAUGGAACAUGGGGUGACAGCGUCGCCAUGUCUUCUGCGGCUACGGGCGCGUAUCUCCGCUUGCACCGCUCACUGCUCAAUAUUUCAGAAGACACAGUAUCAGCAUUUACCGAAGCAGAUCAAAUGUGCAGGUUUGACACAGUCAUGCAACAGGCAUCCGAAUACCCGCCUACCGGGACGAUCCUCGUACCGGGGAACGGGGAUGAGAUGAAUAUCAAAUUACGCUUCAGUAGGGAUACAGAGAGUGCCGAGAGCGCCACCUGCAACACGCACCCGAAAACAGCAGAUGAGAUUCUUGCCUCCAUCCUGAACUCGACCUGUGACGAACGUUGCGCCACCUUUUCUACGGCAAUAAACUACCUUAGUACAGCUAACAAGUGUUUCGAUGUAUACAACAUCCGCCACGGAUGCGACACUGCGAACCCCAUGGCCCUCCUAGAGGAUUACUUCAACCGUGCCGACGUCCAGAUCGCUCUGAACAUUCACCCGCAGUCCAGAGACGCGCAGAAACCCCUUUUCCAGCAAUGCAAUCAUGAUAUCCUCACCACGCUUCUCUCUGCGCCUACCCCUCCGACAGCCCCCGCGUACGAUAUCCUGCCUCGGCUGAUCACGACAGAGAACAUUUCCGUCCACAUCUAUUCCGGGGAAUACGACAUGCUGGUCAACCACCUCGGUACGGAGCUCUGUCUACAAAAUAUGUCGUGGCGAGGAGCCCAGGGGUUCACAGAGAAGCCCUACCGGGUCUUUUAUACCGACCAGGCGCUCCCUGAAACGCCGAAAUUGACAAAUGGAGAAAAGGAGAAAACAAGCCGACGUGAAGCAGGCAUCUUCGCCUCCGAACGCGGCCUGACGUACCAUCUCUUCUGGGGAGCGGGGCAUACCGUCAUCUCUGAUAAACCGCAGGAGAUGUUUGCCUAUGUUCGAGAUGUGGUUCUGGGUUCUUAG
Messenger RNA from Penicilliopsis zonata CBS 506.65, 1569 nucleotides. RefSeq lists its product as hypothetical. Gene Ontology annotation, biological process: proteolysis; apoptotic process. NCBI's taxonomy places the organism in Eukaryota, Fungi, Ascomycota, Eurotiomycetes, Eurotiales, Aspergillaceae. Gene Ontology annotation, cellular component: trans-Golgi network. The coding region runs from base 1 to 1569 and encodes 522 amino acids. The record is from RefSeq and is a predicted model, not a curated record. Gene Ontology annotation, molecular function: serine-type carboxypeptidase activity. The transcript has 2 exons.